Procambarus clarkii (red swamp crayfish) is the source of this 1004-nucleotide messenger RNA. Lineage: Eukaryota; Metazoa; Arthropoda; Malacostraca; Decapoda; Cambaridae. The record is from RefSeq and is a predicted model, not a curated record.
AUCAAACUUGGGAGUAGGGAAGAAGCAAGAGAUGGCAUAAACCGUACAGCGCUGCGUGAAAUAAAACUGCUACAAGAAGUUCACCAUCUUAACCUAAUUGGUCUUUUGGAUGUGUUUGGCUAUAAAUCAAAUGUCUCACUAGUGUUUGAUUUUAUGGAUACUGAUCUGGAAGUCAUAAUCAAAGAUACAGAUAACAUCAUCCUAACGCCAGCAAAUAUAAAAGCGUAUAUCUUGCAGACAAUACGGGGAUUGGAAUAUCUGCAUCUCCACUGGAUUUUACACAGGGAUCUGAAACCUAAUAAUCUAUUAGUAAAUUCUGAGGGAGUAUUAAAGAUUGGGGAUUUUGGAUUAGCACGAUUUUUUGGCUCCCCAAAUAGACAAUAUUCACAUAAAGUGGUCACUCGGUGGUAUAGGAGUCCUGAACUAUUGUUUGGAGCACGAUCAUAUGGAACUGGAGUUGAUAUGUGGGCAGUCGGUUGCAUCCUGGCUGAAAUGCUGGUACGCUGCCCAUAUUUUCCAGGGGACUCGGAUCUGGACCAACUCACUAGAAUAUUUACUGCUCUUGGUACGCCCACAGAUGAUAACUGGAAGGAUCUAACAAAACUUCCUGACUAUGUAUCAUUCAAGCAUUUUGAUGGAUCUCCACUUCGUGAUCUCUUCCUUGCUGCUAGUGAUGAUUUGUUGCAGCUUCUUGGGUCCCUGCUAAUGAUUAACCCUUCCAAGAGAUGCAGCUGUACUCAAGCUCUCAAAAUGCCUUACUUCAGGUACUCUGGGGAGGGUACAGGUGAAGGGGAUCUACCUGACGAAGGCCGGACAGCAGCAGCAGUACAUGAACCUGGGAUCUGAUGACUUGAACUACCAACUGGAGUGUCACAUUGAGGGCGACCUCUCGGCCAUCGUCAACGUCACCUGGUCUCUCGACAAGUGGGGCGUCGUGUACACCUGGGUACCUGCCACCCGCUCCGUUGCAGGUGAGGCAAGCAACGUGCUGGUUGGGACGAGGU